Messenger RNA from Marchantia polymorpha subsp. ruderalis, 3453 nucleotides. Lineage: Eukaryota; Viridiplantae; Streptophyta; Marchantiopsida; Marchantiales; Marchantiaceae. The record is from the annotation of a GenBank genome assembly.
CCGCCGGCCUGGCUGCCUGGUUGCCUGCUCGCUCGACUGGACUGGACCGGACCCAGGCACAGAAAGGAGUUCUGCUUGCCAUGGAGGGGCCCUCGCUGGAACUUUGGAAUGUCGAGCUUCUUGCCGUGUGUCUUCGUCCUCAUCGCUCGGGGUUAAGACGAGGCCAAAUCCGCUCCGGAACUCAGAUGAUGAGGAGGAAGGAAGGAAGGAAGGAAGGAGGAAAGGGGAGGAAGACGAAGAGACCGUGAGGAGCUGAGAAACGAGCACAAGGGCGAACUGGUCGCCGGUGCCUCGGGACCACACUGCGAGAGAGAGACUGAGACUCGAACAGGAGCGAGAAAUAGCAGUGCUCGCGCAUCGCCGUCAUCAUCCACAACACCUCCACCACCGCCCGCGCUGAGUCCUAGGCGUCAUCAGCUCACUGCUGCCUCUUGGCUGCGCAUGCAGGCCAAACACAAAUCCAACCUGGUCACGCUGGCUGCGCGAGCCAGGCAGGCACAUAAAUGAGAGCGCGUGAGUGAGCGAGUCAGUCAGAGAGGGGAGGGCAGGAAGACAGGAAGAGAAGAGAAGGAGGGAGGGAGGAACGAGAGCGAGAGGGAGAGAGAGAGAGAGAGAGAAAGGGAGGCAGCCUCCAGGCGAGAGGAAGUGAUUUCGCAACUAGCUACUGAUAAUCAUCAGUACAAUUUUGGUGCCCCGAGCUUCAGACAGCUCCACAGAGCUUGAACAGUUUGAGAUUACUCGUUCGCACUCGCAGUGCCCAUUUGCAGUAUCAUUGUGACCGGGGCGGACCGACAGGACUGACUGACUGACUUUUCUUUGGCUCCGACUCGUAGGCCCGGGAGCUCUUGUACAAAUUUUGGUCUCAAAUUUUGAUUGUUUGCAAGCACGAUCUUCCCCGUUGAAUAUUUGGAAUACUUCUGCACGUGUACAAUUCAGGUGACCGCCGGUGAAUUUAAGGAAGAAGGAAGCAGAAGAAGCGUGUAAACUGUGUAUCGAUUCCGAAUUGAUAAAAUCGAAAGAAAGGAUAAUCGAUCCGAGAGGUGAAAUAGUCUGCGUUUCGUGCAGUGUGGUAGCAGUCAUGGCCGAGUUUGUGAUCACGAGAAUACGCAUGCCUCGGCAGCGCUUUUCGGGGUACUUCACCUGCGUCUGUGUAGUGCUGGUGUUUCUGAUGCACCUGGCGUCGGCUGAACGACUGAUGUCCUCGAGGAGAGACGCCGGAGCUGACAGCCUAGACCUUCUGCUCGGAGCUGGCAAUCAGAAUGGAAUGGUCACCAAGUCUGUGAGUGAUCAAUAUGGAUCCGGAGACGAGGCGGCCAGCAGCGCCAGCUCGAGCUCGAGCUCGAUGGCUCCGAUCGAUCGACACAGCUUUUGGUUUAAAGGUAUGGAGAAUCUGUCGCAUCGCAUUUUCCAACUGGGGGCCGAAGAAGAGGUGAAGUGGCCGGAGCUGAAGCUCACGCAGCUGCGCACCAUUUUGGGCAUCGUCUUCGGAGGCAUAGGAGCGGGACUCUCGAGCGCCGGAGGUCUGGGAGGAGGAGGACUGUUCGUGCCUCUGUUCAACCUGAUGCUGCAGUUCGAUCCCAAAACUUCUGCCGCACUCUCGAACUUCAUGAUCCUCGGUGGAAGCAUCGUGAAUCUGAUCAUCAACCUGCGACAGCACCAUCCUUUCCACAAGAGCAAGCCCGUCAUAGAUUUCGACGUCCUGCUGCUCAUGCAGCCCAACAUGCUGCUGGGAAUCAGCAUCGGAGUCAUCUUCAAUGUCAUCCUCCCGUCCUGGCUCAUCACCGCUCUCCUCGCGCUCGUGCUCGGAUACAUGACCUUCCACUCCAUGAAAGGUGGCCUCAAGCGCUGGAGCAAGGAGUCGCAGCAAAAUCAAGCUCGCAAAGAAGCCCUGGAAGCGCAAGCUCGAGCUCCCGUAUCAGUUUCCAUCUCCCCACCUGCUGACGAGAGCGAGGUAACAGCUGCUGCAGCUGCUCCGAACUUCUCAGUCCCGACCUCAGAAGAGGCUGCAGCUGACGGACCCAAGGACUCGCUCACCACACCGCUGCUGUUGGGCGCUCCCCCAGCAGGUCCACCCCGACCACCGAAGCUCAUUCCUCGAAGGAAGAUUGCAGCCCUCGUCGUGGUGUGGUUGGCAUUCUUCUCGGUCCAAGUUCUGCGCGGAGGGAAAAGUGACUCGCCAAGUGUCUUGGGCUUUGAGAAAUGCGGCAUCGGAUACUGGGCUCUCACCUCCACCCAAAUACCGCUGGCUCUGAUCCUCACCGCGUGGACCAUCAACCAAUUGCGUCAGUAUCACGGCGCUCCCAACAAGGAUAAUGCCAAGGUUUACGACAUUCAGGAAGAGGGAUACGUGCUGGGCCCAGAUUCUGCCACUCUCUUUCCAUGGAUGGCUCUGGUAGCUGGUGUGUUGGGCGGUAUGCUUGGAAUCGGAGGCGGCAUGAUUAUCAACCCUCUGCUCUUCUCAGUCGGAAUGCUUCCUCAAGUGACGGCUGCAACGUGUGCAUCCAUGGUGUUUUUCUCGUCUUCCAUGUCUGUCAUACAGUACUGGUUAAUGGGCCGAAUUCCUCUACAAUACGCUCUCAUUUCCGCCGUCCUCUGUGCAAUCUUCUCGUGGUUCGGCAUCGUUAUCGUACACAAAGCCAUCGAGAAGUACAACCGGGCCUCGCUGAUCGUGUUCUCGGUGGCAGCGGUCAUGGGAGUGAGUGCCGUGCUCAUGUGCGGCUUCGGAGGCUACGACGUCUGGCGGCAGUACAUAGGAGGAGGCUACAUGGGCUUCCACUACCCUUGCUGAUAACGAACUACGAUGACUCGGAUCCCUCAUCCCUCGGUCUCCAUACACUCCCUCCCUCCUGUGAAUAUGCACAGAAUUCUUGUGCAGAGUCUGUAAUCUGCAAGCUCGUCUCCCCUGACAUUGCUCUGCACUGACCUGCCCUCCCCUCUCCUGCCCUCUCAAUAAUUGAUGUAUAUUUAGCUCAGUAGGACCAACGGAAGGUAGCACGCCGUCACUCACCUCCAGCACCGUAAACAGCAUCGAUACAUAUUUACGCCAAAUUUCAACUCCCCGACUCCCCAAAGGCCACCGAAGGUAAAGCUUAAAGUGAACGACGAUUCUUCUAGAAUUGUACCAGAUGUCCCCUAGAGAAUCUGAAAGCCAGCUUCCAGAUAUGGCUAGCACCUUCCCAGAGCUUUUCAAAUUAGUGACUGUGAACCACCGUGCAGACUCUGCAACACGCAGCAUAUGAUAUGGAGAGGUACGGUGCGGUCGUAGACUAGCCGAUUUUAUAACAUUGAUUCCACGGCCUGCCCGGGUCUUGUAGAUGUAGAUGAAGAUGUGAGCUCGAAAAGUGCAAAGUGAUAUUUAUCACGGCGUUCGACAUUUAUUGACAAGUGAGAUGGUUCCGGUACGCGAUUUUUGUAACAUCAGUCUCGUACACUAGUACACAUUUUUUUGCCUUC